CAAGUAAAUUAUCUACAUUAAAGAAGAAGAUCACAUAAAGAAGUAGAUAAUAGCCUAGCUUUUAAGCAUUAAUCACAAUAGCAUUUAAGCAAUAGGCAAGAGUGUAUUCUAUUAGUUUAAAUGAAUUGCUCUAGCAUUAUUUUCCUUUCAUUAAUCUUCAUUUUCAUAAGCAAUUCCUCUGAACAAAGAAUUAUUAAAUCAUAAUGGACAAAUGGAUAUUCCACAUACUCAACUUAAUUUGAUUUAAAGUCAGGUUCUGCUUCUAUAUAAUUUUAUGUUUGGAUUUUACCAUAAGUAGGAAACACGCUUACAAAUAAAAUGGAAAUAGCACGAAUUUCUAGCACUCCAUAUUUAAAUACUGCGAAUGAAUUAGCUUCUAAGAUUCUUUUAAUUUCAGUCAACACAAGCACUCAGCAAAUGCUGAUUGAAUCUUUUGCUCAAGUAUUUACUCUAGAAUUAAAGGGAUUAUACCAAAGCCCUAAAUAUUAUUAUUAAGAUUGGUUAAAAAUCUCGAUUACCUUAUCUAAAACAUCAAUAGCUGUAAUAAGCGGUCAAAAAACUACAACUAUAAAUAUAUCAGAUAUAAGUAGCAUUUAAUAGUUUUAUUUUUAAAUGGGAUUAGAAUUCGAACUAAGUGUUUUACCUUUAAAUGGAUAUUAUUUCUUUGAUGACAGUGUUAUUACUCUUCCAAAUGUAAUAGCAUCGCCUCCAUCUACAACAGAUUUUACAAAUUAAGGAUUUUCUAAUCAAAUUUCAUACAUGUAAAGUUUAGGAAACUAAAAAAUUAAGACAUUUGAAAGCAGCUAAAAAUAAUUACGACCAAGCGGUCCAAUGAAUGAUUAAAUUAUAUUUUAGUACUCAAUAAAACUUGGAUUAUAAAUUACUGGCAAUUUUCUUACUCAAAAGUAAAUUUUUAGAAUGACUAUGGAUCCAUCUCUUAAUGAUGAGAGAAACCUAGGAUACUGUGUCAUUUGUAUAUAUAUUUAAUAAAACACUGUAUUAUUUACUACAUACUAAUUUGAAAAUGGUAUCUUUAGCUAAAAAAAACUAUAAGUAUAAAUAUAAAAUAUUGAUCCAUCCAAAAUAUACUAAUAUGUAGUCCAAUAUGACGGAACUAAUUUCUCAAUUUUUGAUGAUUAAAAGGGAUUAGUAUAGUAAAUCUAAAUAUUUUAAACACCAUUAAUGGGGUUCACUGUUAUAAGUGGUGGAAAUUUUUUAUCUAACGGGCUUUAUUCUGGAAUAUUAAAUCAGGUAAUGGUAAAUUAUGGAUAGCAGUAAUUAGUAUAACAAGAUAUAUCAUAAUUUUUGACUUGCUCUAAUAAAUAUUGUGCUGUAUGUUCCCUAGAUUCAAAAACAUGUAUUUCAUGUAUUAUUUCUGAUGCUGAUCCUAAUAAAAAUACAAAUUCUUGCGAUUGUAAUGCAAGUUAUUUUCUAGAUAUCAAUAGUAAAUGUUCUAAAUGCUUUAGCACAUGUGCAAGCUGUAAUGGUCCUUCACCAAACUAAUGUACUUAAUGUAUUAAUACAAGAGAACUUCUACCUGGAUAAUAAUCAGGGACAUGCGUUUGUUCUUCUAAAUAUUUUGACGACAACUUCAAUUCAAUAUGCUAACCAUGCUACAAAGAUUGCUUGACUUGCAACGGAUAUGGAAGCUCGAAUUGUUAAACUUGCGGAAAAGGAAGAGCUGUUAAUUAAAAUGGUGAGUGUAUAUGCCAAAGUAACUAUUUUAAAUAAGGUGAUGAUUGCAUCCAAUGCAAUAAAUUAUGUCAAACUUGUAAUGCAGCUACAACUUGCUAGACUUGUGGUGAAAAUUAAACUUUAGAUCCAUAAACACAGCUAUGCAAAUGCAAAAUAGGGUUUUAUCCGGUUUAAGAAGGAGAUUUUACUAAAUGCUAUGCAUGCACAGAAUUCUGUGAUUAUUGCUAAGGACCCGAAUAAACUAAAUGCACUUAAUGCAAUAAUAAGUUUAAUCUUUUUUACGAUAAAGGUUCAACAAGUGUAGGCUCCUGUGUAUAUAAAAAAUACAUACCAACUUAAAAGUUCAAUUCUAGUUUCAAUUUUUAGAGUGAAUAAGCAAUUUAAUACUGUGUUCUGGUUAUGAUUAUUGUUGACUUUUUAGCCAAUAUUUAUUCAAAUAGAUAUACCUUUUCUAGAGUAUUUCGCAUGCAGCAAUUUUUAUUGAAAAUAUUUUAUUUAAAAUUGAUAGAUACUGAUUUUGUGCAAUCUAAUUAUAUUUUAUUAAAUGCGCUUAGCUUUUUUAAUGGAAUCACUAAUGUUUUUUAUUAUAUAAAUCCUUUUGGAUCUAUUCCAACACUUCCUAAAGCUUAAGAUAGAGUUAAGAUAAAAUUAGAAUAAGUUUCUUCUGAAAUUUUAAACUCUUGUGGUGGAGUGCUAUUUGUAGCAAUUAUUCUGUUUAUUAUUACUCUCAUCAUGACAUUAAUAGUAAAGUGUAGAACUAAAGUUGAAAAUAGGCUUGAAAGUGUAUCAGUUUUUAGCAAUCCUAAUGAUAAUUCAAUGCGUAUCGAGCAGCCGAUUGUAAGUUCGAGAAAUUAAAAUGAAAAUGAUAACCAUGAUACAAUAAAACAUACAGACUUUAUAUCUAAACUAAACUACUAUAUACAAAAUAUUUAUUGGCAUUUCAAUGAUUAUGCAAUAAAUAUCUUUUGUUUUGGAUGUAUUUUACAUUUAGCAGGACCUCCUUAAGAGCAAUAGUAAGCUCGUGCUGACAAUUUUAUUUGCUAUUUUAUUUUAAUUUAUAUAUUUUUUGUAUAUUUGCUACUUAGGAGCUGGCUUAUCCUUAAACCAAAAUAAAAAGAUGAUCUAUUGAAAGAUAAGGAAUAAGCAAUUAAAGUUGAUAAAAUACUUUAAAAAAGAGAUAGAAGAGUUAAUAGAUAUUCAUCCCCAUUGAUUGAAUAAGAACACUAAAAUAAUGAAAAUUCUGACUUUAAUGAUGUUCUAGCAGGUUAGCAUUAAAAUUAAGAAAGUGCCAGUUCCAGUGAAUAACACUAGAGUAACGGACAAGCACAUAGAAGUAAUAGUGUUAGUUCUCAAACUGACAGUGAAAGUAGUUAAAAAGAGCCUGUUAUAUUGCCAAACUAUAAAAAAUGGCAUGAAAAACUUAUACUCCACGAUUCAGUAUGCUUAAAUGGAAUUUUUGAGUGCCUCCACAUGGAAUAUAUACCUAUGUAGAAAGGAUGCAAGUUUUACUUUUGGAUUUAUGUCUUAAAUUACUUUAGUGUUUCUGCUUCAAUUAUUGGACCUAUAGAUAAUUCUACGAGCCAGUAUGUUAGUUUGGCCAUAGUUUAAUUUGUUUUCAUAAUUUUCAGUCUUUUUAGACCUUAUCAAGAUACUUUGGAAUCUUUGAAAAAUAUAAUAGAUAAUGUUAUUUAUUUUAUAGUAGUUGUAUUACAGUGUGUAUAAAGCUGGCUUGUUUCAAAUAACUCUGCUGAUUUUAUACUUUAUCCAAGCAAAGAAACUCUCAUAAACUCAUACUCCUGGGCUUCCUUUUCACUUCUCUUAAUAGUUUUGAUAUCUUUUAUGGGUUUAUCUAUAGCUUAAAUAUUUACAAAAAAAAAAUAUUUAGUUCUUUUAGAAGAACAAAUUUAAAAUGAGAAUAGGAUUAAAUAAUAAUAAUUAGAACAAGAACAAAACGAAAUUAACUUAAGUGUGACUGAUUAAGACUAAAUUUAAAAGGAAAAUGAUAAUGAAUAAUUUCUUAUAGACUCAUAAUUAGCCAACUAAUUUAGAGAAAUACGUUAGCAGCAAGGAAUCUUUUAAAAUCACUAAAUUGAAAUGUAAAAUUUCAAUAAUGGAAGUUCUUUACUAGUUACUGAUACAAUCAGUAGAAGAAGGGCUACAUAAGUAAAUGAAAACACUUUAAAUACUAAUAUAGACCAACAAAAUGUAGGGAUGUUCGAUUAUAGUAGUAGAUAUAUUCAAAGUGCAAAUAGGCAUAGAAAUAGAUAAUAAACAGGAUAAAACUUUAAUACGCUAAGAGUUGAUGCAGAUUAUUUCACCGGAGGCUUUGCGACUGAUUAAAAUUAUGGAUAACUUUAGCUUGUAAGCUAAGAAUUCAAUACUUAACUUGAAAAUGAUAUAAGGUUUAAUAAUCCUUUGCUUCAUUAAUAAGAAAGGCACUCUUAAUAAUAUUUUACAAACAUUUAAAAUGUGCAAAGCCUUUAAUUAUUACCAAAUCUAGAGACAAAUAGUGGUAAUCCUGAAGAUAGCGAUAACAGUAAUAAAUAACCAUUUAGUUCUGAUUCUGACAGCAUUGGAAGAAGCCAGUUAAAUGAAGAUUUGAUUCUACUACAUAAAUCAGAUAAAAAUUCUGAUUCUCAAAUAAAUUAAUAACAAUUAUUUCAUUAAGUGAAUAGUCCUAGUGAGUAAUUUAAUAUAAAUUAAUAGGAGUAUUAAGAAAAGAAAUGA
Messenger RNA from Tetrahymena thermophila SB210, 4422 nucleotides. Its product is annotated as transmembrane protein, putative. Lineage: Eukaryota; Ciliophora; Oligohymenophorea; Hymenostomatida; Tetrahymenidae. The record is from RefSeq and is a predicted model, not a curated record. The transcript has 4 exons.